Messenger RNA from Xyrauchen texanus (razorback sucker), 300 nucleotides. RefSeq names its product gamma-glutamylcyclotransferase-like. The transcript is spliced from 2 exons. Gene Ontology annotation, molecular function: gamma-glutamylcyclotransferase activity. The record is from RefSeq and is a predicted model, not a curated record. The annotation marks the transcript as partial. NCBI's taxonomy places the organism in Eukaryota, Metazoa, Chordata, Actinopteri, Cypriniformes, Catostomidae.
AUGAAUAAAUGUAAAAUGUACAUUUGUUUCAGACAGGAACAGGUACAUGAAGGCGUUUACAGUCCGUUAGAGGUGAGAGUGGAGACAGAUGAGGGGUCACGUCUCUGUCGGACAUAUAAGAGGAACAAUUUCAGACCCUGUCCACCUUCACUUCAGUACAAACAGGUUGUUUGUUUAGAGGCUCAACAGAACAGAUUACCUCAAAACUACAUAAAAAAGCUUCUGAUUCUGGAGACAAACAACUACAGCAGCACUUCCAUAUUAGAUUUUCUUCAUAAUCAGUUCUCAAAGAGACUUCCA